Molecule: messenger RNA, 3198 nt
Organism: Trachymyrmex septentrionalis
Lineage: Eukaryota; Metazoa; Arthropoda; Insecta; Hymenoptera; Formicidae
Product: serpin B4-like
Exons: 6
Coding region: 414-2624 (736 amino acids)
Molecular function (GO): serine-type endopeptidase inhibitor activity
Source: RefSeq, a predicted model, not a curated record
UACAUGCCACUCUUUAACGUCUCUCCCCGCUAACGUCUCAUCGCGCUCUUCAUCGUCAUCAUCACAUCAUCGUCGGUUGGGCUAACAAUAAAAGAGAUCGGCGAACCUGUGCCCCGUUAGUAUCCGCGUGUUCUCCACAGUGAGUGGGAUCUGUUUUCGGCUAGAGAGCACCGCUUUCGAAGAUUGUGCCCACACGAUGCUCGACACAUUCGCGUCCAUCAAGUAGAGACAUUGGAAUCGUGCGAUUCUACAAGGCGAUUAAGUGAAACUGAACUUGACCUAUAUCCAGGGUACACCGAAAGCGUUAGCGUCGAAGUAAAUCGAUCGAGACAAAUCCCACUUGAGCUUCGAAAACUUCACGAAUACUAUCCUGUGCUUUCUCUUCUCGUAUUUUUACUCAGACACUCGAAAGUAUGACGCGAGUAUGGUUGUUGUUGGGUGUUCUGGCGUUGGCUAAUGGCCAGAUUGUUUACCCGGGUCAAUACAACAUGAUGACGACCAACUUCGGUCGUGCCUCGGCAUUAUCUGCUAAUUAUCAAGCAGUCAGCAGUAGUCAACCCGUCCAAAUCAAUCAACAAUUCAAUCCAGGAUCCGCUGUCGAAUCAAAGCCGGUAGAAGGGCAAUUUUAUCCUACGACCACACACUUACCUUUGUACUCAUCAGCAAAUACUGUACUGACAGCCAGCCCGCAAUCGACGUCGGAAGCUUGGCGCAAUCAUGUAAACAAUAUUAUAUAUAAGGGAAUUACAAAGUUUGCUCUCGAUUUGGAUAGAGCGAUUGAUAAAACUUUGAGCACAACGGCAACUAAUAGUCGUGAGAACGUGAUCUUCUCUCCGCUCAGCGUUUCUGUCGCAUUGUCAUUAGUCCUAUUGGGUUCCGCUGGCAAGACCUUUGAUGAAGUUACCCGGAUACUCGGCUUAGAGACUGGUAUCGAUAUAUCCCAACAUUCCGAAAUUGUUCAUCAAAUGUUUGGUCAGCUCCUGACCAUCUUGAACUAUAGGGUUGAGGAUAGCGACAUGCCGCACGUGAAUUCUGCCAGUGGUAUCUUCGUCCAGCAAGGAUAUCCGAUUCGACCAGAAUUCCGCGCGAUCAGCGAGAAUGUGUAUAAUAGCGAAGUGAUAAAUUUAGAUUUUCGCACAAAAGCCAGAGAAGCGCGUGACAUAAUUAAUGCAUGGGUGAAGAAAAGAACAAUGGAUAAAAUUGAUAGUAUAUUGGACGAACCGCCACGUGCAAUGACAACUGUAAUUCUUUUAUCAGCGUUGUAUUUCAAAGGAGAAUGGAAUCAACAUUUCUUGGAAGGUAUGACACGGAGGAAACCAUUCUUUAUUGAGCCGAAUAAUACAGUCGAAGUAGAUAUGAUGUAUAACGGUGGUAAUUUUCCCUUCUACGAGGACAAAUCGUUGGGCGUUAAAAUUCUGGCUCUACCUUACAAAGGUUUAGAGAUGUCCAUGUAUGUACUUUUGCCGAAAGCUGAAGGAGCCGCCGCAUUAAAGAAUUUCCAGAACCAACUGACGGCCGAUACUAUUGAGUAUCUAAUAAACAGUAUGAAGAACGAGACAUGUGUCAUCGGUUUUCCCCGUAUGAAGCUUUCGAGCAAAUUGAGUUUGAACGGUGCGCUUCAAAGUCUAGGCUUGCAUUCAUUGUUCAGUCCAAAAACUGCGGAUUUAAGCAUCUUGUCAAGCGGAUACGGUCAAGCGCCACAAGCACCAAUAGUACCGAUUCAGCAAGCGCAGGCCGCAGCAAUUCCGCAAGUAGAAGCUAUUCCAACCAUGGUCACAUCGAUUCCGCAAGGACAAGCUGUACCAGAUCCACAAUCAUAUGUUGCGUCGAUUCCACAACCAUUAGCUACGUCAAUUUCCCAAGGACGGGCUGCGCCAGUUCCACAACCAUCUGCUACAUCGAUUCCACAAGCGUCAUCGCAAAUGCCAUGGCAAAUUCCUUCCGGGCAAUCGCCGAAUACCAAGACUGAUCAGAUUUUAAUUUUCUCGCGAUUUGGGAAUAAUAACAGUCAUCAGAACGCAAAAAGGAAUUAUUUCGCGUACGACGAUAAGAAACGCGGUGUCAGCGUAGAGCAAUGGAACACGGGCUUCAAUAUCCAAAAGAUUGAUAGAACACGUCGCGACGCUGAGAACAUAAGACGACGUAAUAACACGAAGUCAUUCCAUGCAACGUACGUCGUGGAGAACGAAGAUCUUAAGAAAGUCACGUCAAUGAUUGACGAUGUAAAUACGAAAUACGUGAAGGAGAACAGACAUCGCUUUGAAAAUGUCGAGAAGAAAAGUAGAAGGAGACGGCAAAGCCGACCCAUAGACCAGAACUUCUUGAGAUUCAUACAGACUCAAAAUUUCCCUUCUUAUGGCCUAGAUAUUCUGCGAAACAGCGCGAAUCUCGUGAAUCCGAGCCUGUAUGCUGACGAGGUGCUGCAUAAAGUGGAGAUGGAUGUAACGGAGAAGGGGACGGAGGCUGCUGCGACGACUGCAGUGGUUCUACGCCGAGAUGGUAAUCAGAAGAAGCUGGUUGCCAACCGGCCUUUCAUGUUUUUCAUCAGGCACGAUCCCACGAAGCUCAUCCUUUUCUGGGGAACGGUAAACAAGCCGACUCCACACUAUCCCGUCGUUAGAUGAAAUGCACUAUGAACGUUUCCCUUAGACAUAUCAGAGUUUGCUUUCCUCGCAAAUAAUUCCUACUUAUUUUUUUUUUAUAUUUAUAUAUAUUCGUCCUUAAUUCACACAAAUGCGAUUAUUUUAUAUAUGUCUUUUUUAAAUAUAUUUUACAUCGCUGUAACACGCCAUUUCCACGCAACAUAUUGCGAUCGUGAGUAUUGUAUUGCAAUAUAUUUGUAACACGUGUGCGUCGAAGCUUAUUUCGCGUGGUAUAUUUACUGUAAGUUAAAACGAUAUUAUAAUUAUAUUAUUUAAGUAUAAAUAAACAUAAUAUUGCAUUUUUAAUGUAACGACUAUUAAAACACGAUUUAUGCAAGGAGAUAAAUGACAAUGACUUGAAAUUUACAAAAUUAUGGAUAGGUAAGUUUCCAAUGCACAAUGACGCUACAAUUGAUUUAAUAGAAUUGCUGUUGAUACGAUACGUAUGUUUUAAGCUUUUAAUACUCCGAAUUUAGUUUUCGAGCCGUACAGCUCAUUUUGCUUGUAGUGAUAAAUAAUGUUCCUUCAAAUUUUUGAAAAUAAAUAUCGAUAAUAU